AACAAAGAUGGAAGUUUAGGAGGCUGGAGACUGUGAAGCCACUGGCAUCUAACGGAAUACUUGAAGGCUUUAGAAAGAUGGUGUUCUUAUCUGCUCUAUCCAGUACAAAAAGCCAAGUCCUUGUCAAGAAGAGAGAGCUGAAAAAUAAUUCCUGCAAACACAGAACAGUCCCGGAUCUGGUUGCUGUUGCUUGCUAACAGCUGAAAUUUGACCCUCAACCUGGAUUGUAUCCAUGACGACAAAAGGUAUUUAUUACACCUGCUGCUAACACUCUCUGGGAUGAGUGGACUUCGCCCCCUUCAUCAACGAGGAAGCUGGGGGUGGAAGGCAGGCAGGGCAGCCGGGGAAGAACCAGCAUCUGCACCCCAAAACCUUCCAAAUGGCAAAGUUUCUAACCCAGGAUCAGAUCAAUGAAUUCAAGGAGUGUUUUUCCCUGUAUGACAAAAGGCAGAAAGGCAGAAUCAAGGCCAGCGAUCUUAUCGUUGUCAUGCGCAGUUUGGGCACCAGCCCAACUCUGGGAGAGGUGGCCAGGCACCUUCAGCUCCACAAGAUCGAUGUCAACGAAGAACUGGAUUUUUCAACUUUCCUGACCAUGAUGUAUAGGCAAAUGCAGCAGGAAGAUCCAAGGAAUGAAAUCCUUCUGGCCAUGUUAAUGGUAGACCAGCAAAGGACCGGAUUCAUCUCCGUGGCUGAAUUGCAGGCGAAGCUAAUGAACCUUGGAGAGAAGCUAUCCAAGGAAGAGGUGGACCACCUUUUGAAGAAUGUCAGAACAGGACACAACGGACUGGUGAAGUAUGAAGACUUAAUUCAAUCAAUCACACUUCCACUUGAUGAUUAUUGAAUUGCAAAAAAGCAACCCAUCUUCUUCUCGCAGCCUUCAUCGGUUCUUCUUGGAACCUGGGGCCUGACUGCCUUUUUGUCUUAAAAAAUAAACACUUUGUGGCAAACAAAAAGAAAUAUGUUAAACAAUGAAAGAAAAGCAGAAAUGUUAGCUUUUCUGGGUAAAAUCUACUAUGCUUAUUUUCUGUUUGAGUGAAGUUUCUUUGUUGUUGUUUUUUAAAGUAAUCAAAAAGCAGGUGCUCGCAAACUGGAAAUACUUUUCAGUAUCAUGCAAUCCAUAAAGUUUGCUUUUUGUGAGGAAACACAUUGCAAGGAGUCAGAUCAGAUUAACAGAGUUGGAAGGGACCUUGUAGGUCAGCUAGUCCAA
Messenger RNA from Notechis scutatus (mainland tiger snake), 1207 nucleotides. RefSeq names its product calmodulin like 4 (gene CALML4). Gene Ontology annotation, molecular function: calcium ion binding. Gene Ontology annotation, cellular component: myosin II complex. The record is from RefSeq and is a predicted model, not a curated record. Lineage: Eukaryota; Metazoa; Chordata; Lepidosauria; Squamata; Elapidae.